This is a messenger RNA of Cloeon dipterum, 2034 nucleotides long. It is a transcript of the gene Etf-QO, whose product is annotated as electron transfer flavoprotein-ubiquinone oxidoreductase. The record is from RefSeq and is a predicted model, not a curated record. Gene Ontology annotation, molecular function: electron-transferring-flavoprotein dehydrogenase activity; iron-sulfur cluster binding. Gene Ontology annotation, cellular component: mitochondrial inner membrane. The transcript is spliced from 11 exons. Lineage: Eukaryota; Metazoa; Arthropoda; Insecta; Ephemeroptera; Baetidae. The coding region runs from base 126 to 1940 and encodes 604 amino acids. Gene Ontology annotation, biological process: electron transport chain.
UGCUGUUGGCCUUUACGAACUCGAUCAGUUGCUGCUGCUGCUGCAGGUCCAGGUGUUAAUCCGACCGAAAAUUAAAAUUUUGGGCCUUUAUUUCUAGAAAUUAGUUCGGACUUGGGCACCCAAACAUGGCGGCUGCAGUCAGGUUGCUCCUGGCAGAUCCAGCAAGUCAAAUGCUACGACUGGCGAAAAGAUUUAGUUCAACAACUGCAAAAAUCACUACACACUACACAGUUGUUCCUCGGGACAACGACCCUAGGUGGAAAGAUGUGAAUAUGGAGAGAUUUGAAGACCAGGCUGACGUAGUUAUAGUCGGUGGAGGACCUGCAGGAUUGUCUGCAGCUAUAAGACUGAAACAACUCGCAGACACCAAUGGGAAAGAGAUGCGAAUUUGCGUUGUUGAAAAGGCAUCUGAAAUGGGUGGACACACGCUCUCUGGUGCUUGCAUCGAGACCAGAGCGCUGGACGAACUCAUUCCUGACUGGAAAGACAAAGGUUGCCCAUUGACGACGCCAGUCAAAGAGGACAAAUUUGCUCUGCUAACUGAAUCGGGACGCAUCCCAAUCCCUAUCCUGCCUGGAAUGCCUAUGUACAAUCACGGCAACUACGUUGUACGGCUCGGCCAUCUGGUUAAAUGGCUUGGAGAGCAGGCUGAAGGAAUGGGAAUCGAACUGUACCCUGGCUACGCCGCAUCUGAGGUUUUGUAUCACGAGGAUGGCUCUGUCAAAGGUAUUGCCACCAACGACGUGGGAAUUGCCAAGGAUGGAUCUCCUAAGGAAGUGUUUGAGCGCGGAAUGGAGCUUCAUGCCAAGUGCACUAUUUUCGCUGAAGGCUGCCACGGCCAUUUAACCAAGCAGCUUGCCAACAAAUUCAACUUGCGUGAUAAGGCUGAGCCGCAAUCAUACGGCAUUGGACUGAAGGAAGUUUGGGAAAUCGACCCAGCCAAGCAUAGCCCUGGCCGCGUCGAGCACACCGUUGGCUGGCCACUGGACAAAAACACGUAUGGAGGUUCCUUCCUGUACCACCUGAACGAGGACACUCCUUUGGUAGCCGUUGGUUUUGUUGUUGCCCUCGACUACACAAAUCCGUACCUCAGCCCCUUCCGCGAGUUCCAGCGCUUCAAGACCCACCCUUCAGUACGAUCUACAUUUGAAGGUGGAAAAAGGAUUGCCUAUGGUGCCCGUGCUUUGAAUGAGGGUGGCUACCAAGCCAUUCCCAAGCUCACGUUCCCAGGCGGAUGUUUGAUUGGCUGCACGGCUGGAUUUUUAAAUGUGCCCAAAAUCAAGGGAACCCACACAGCCAUGAAGAGUGGAAUGCUUGCGGCUGAAAGUGCAUAUGAAAUUGUGGCUGAUGAAAAUACACCAACGGACAAAGGCUUGGAGCCAGUGAAAUACGAAGAAGCCCUGAGGAACAGCUACGUUUUCCAGGAGUUGUAUUCCGCGAGGAAUGUGCGACCAUCGUUCCACACCAAACUGGGUCUGUAUGGAGGCCUCAUGUACACAGGCCUGUUCUAUCUGAUCGCAAGAGGCAAGGAACCGUGGACCUUGAGCCAUGGAGGUGCCGAUCACACCAAGCUGAAGCCAGCCAAAGACUGCAAACCGAUCGAAUAUCCCAAGGCCGACGGCAAAAUCAGUUUUGAUUUGCUGGAGUCUGUAGCCUUGACUGGCACCAAUCACGAAGGUGACCAGCCAGCUCAUCUCACCCUCCUGAAUGAUGAUCAGCCCGUCAAUCAUAACUUGGCUAUUUACGAUGGUCCCGAGGGAAGAUUUUGUCCUGCAGGAGUCUACGAGUAUGUUCCAUUAGAGGAGGGUGACGGAAUGCGGUUGCAAAUUAAUGCUCAAAAUUGCAUACACUGCAAAACAUGCGACAUCAAGGAUCCCGGCCAGAACAUCAACUGGGUUGUUCCCGAGGGUGGCGGUGGACCCGCUUAUAAUGGAAUGUAAUUUCGUGAAUUGCUAACUCAAUUUGUUAAUUAUUUAAGAGACUAUAUUUUCGUUAUUGCUUAAUAAUCGUGGAAAUAAAACUCAAUUUUUACGC